AUGCGAACACGUUCUCAGGCUCGUAAAGAAGCAUUGGUUAAGGAAGAAACAGAAGUGAGUAUUACAAUGGAUGAUCAACCACCAGCAGUUAAUGAUACUAAGGCUCUUAAGGCUUUCUCUGAGCCGAAAAUCAAUGACAUUCAGUCGAGCAUUGUCAGCUAUGGUGAAACUCUUUGUGAAGCAUGGGAACGCUACAAAGAGAUGCUUCGGAAGUGCCCACAUCAUGGGAUGCCUGAUUGGAUGGCUAUCAAUUGCUUCUAUAAUGGCUUGGGUCCUCAAUCGAGACCAAUGCUCGAUGCGGCAUCAGGUGGAGCUCUAUUGACUAAGAGCUAUGAGGAGGCUUAUGAGUUGAUCGAGAUGAUGGCUGCAAAUGAAUAUCAGAAUCCUACUCAGCGUCUUCAUCAGGGCAAGGCAGCAGGGAUUCUGGAUGUUGAUGCUACUACAGCCUUGACUGCGCAAAUCAAGGCUCUUACUAUGAAGAUGGAUUCUUUGGUAAACUUGGGGAUUCAGCAGCCACCUUCAGUUUGUGAGCUUUGUGCGGGUACACAUUCCACUGAUCAGUGUGCCAUAUCUAGCGAGUCAGCUCAGUUUGUGAGCAAUUUUCAGCGAUCUCAGCAGCCAGCUCCGGCUACUUAUCACCUGAAUAAUCGAAAUCAUCCGAAUUUCAGCUGGAGCAAUAAUCAGAACUUCAUGCCACAACAGCAACAGCAGUUUCAGCAGCAAGGGGCUAGACCUUUCAACCCUUAUGGUUUUCAACAACAGUUUGCACCGAAGCAGCAAUUCCAUCCACCUAGAUUCCAACAACAAAAUCAUUGGGUGGCUGGACAGUCUUCCAACGAAAGAUCUGAAUGGGAAGAGAUGAAAUUAAUGAUUAAAAGCCAAGCGGUUACGAAGGAUAAAGAAUCAGCAACAGAGCGAAACAAGGAAGAGAGUGAACAACAAGUUGAAACACCCGUACUCCCAUCUGAGUCUGAUAGUGGAAAAACUGUUGUUGAAGCUGACAAGACUAAAAUCAACGAAGAAGCAAACAAGGAUUCAGCCGAAAAGUCUAUCCCGAAAACUGAUACUGGAGUCAAGCAAGUAUAUCCACCUCCACCUUUUCCGAAGAGACUUCAAAAGCAUAAGCUCGACAAACAAUUCGCAAAAUUUCUAGAGGUCUUCAAGAAAUUACAAAUCAACAUACCUUUUGUGGAGGCUCUGGAACAAAUGCCGAGUUAUGCUAAAUUCAUGAAAGGCAUUCUAUCUCGAAAACUCAAACUCGAGGAAUUGGAAACUGUGGCUUUGACUGAGGAAUGCAGUGCGGUGUUACAGCAGAAAUUGCCUCCGAAGCUGAAAGAUCCGGGAAGCUUCACAAUCCCGUGUACUAUUGGGCAAUAG
Daucus carota subsp. sativus is the source of this 1377-nucleotide messenger RNA. RefSeq lists its product as uncharacterized. The transcript is spliced from 3 exons. The record is from RefSeq and is a predicted model, not a curated record. NCBI's taxonomy places the organism in Eukaryota, Viridiplantae, Streptophyta, Magnoliopsida, Apiales, Apiaceae. The coding region runs from base 1 to 1377 and encodes 458 amino acids.